AUGGUGCGGCCGCUGCUGGCCGCGCUCAACCAGCACGGGCGGUACGCCUUCCGCGCGCCCGAGUACCAGGUGGACCAUGUCGUGAUCGGCGGCGGGGUCGUGGGCCUCGCCAUCGCGCACGCGCUCGCGCAGCGGUGGCCGGACAAGUCGACGUACCUCCUCGAGCGGCACGCCCACGCCGGGCAGGAAACGAGCUCGCGCAACAGCGAGGUGAUCCACGCCGGGCUGUACUACCCGGCGCACACGCUCAAGGCGCGCAUGUGCCUGCGCGGGCGCGAGCUCCUGUACCAGCGCAUGGCGCAGUGGGGCGCCCCCACGAAGCAGGUCGGCAAGCUGAUCGUCGGCACGCGCGACGACCACGCGUACCUGGCGCGGCUGCACGCGCACGCGGCCUCGCUCGGCCCCCUCGCGCCGCCGACCGAGCUCCUUGCGGGCGACGAGGCGCGCGCCCGCGAGCCAGACCUCGCGCCGGACAUCGCGCACGCGCUGUGGUCGCCGCGCACAGGCAUCGUGAGUGUGCACGAGCUCAUGGCGCACCUCGCGCAGGGACUCGACACGCUGCCGGGCGGCGAGACGCCCGACGCGGAGAUCGUGUACGGGACGUCGGUCGUGCGCCUCGACCCCCACGACCCGCCGCGCAGCGCCUCGAAGCGCGGCGCGGACGCCUCGCAGGAGGGCUGGGUCGUCCACACACGCACGCACGACGCGGCGCACACGCAGACGGACGCGCUGCUCGCGCGCGUCGUCGUCAACGCGUGCGGACUCAAUGCGCCGCGCGUGCUGAACGCGCUCAUGGCCGGGCUGCGCGCGCCCGAGGCGCAGUGGGUCCCGAUGUACUUUGCCAAGGGGAGCUACGCGUCGUACCGCGGCCCGGGGAUCGAGCAUGUGCGGCACCUGCUGUACCCGACGCCGCACCUCGGCACCGGCGCGCACGGCGCCCGCGCGGUGCAUGCGCUGGGCACGCACCUGACGCUGGACCUCGACGGGCACGCGCGCUUCGGGCCGGACCUCGCGUGGCUCGACGCGCCGCCCGCGCCCGCGGCGGACGCCGAGGACGCGCUCGGGUACACGCACGACUUCUGGGAGACGCAACUCGCGCCGAGCGCCACGGACGCGUGGCUGGACGGCAUGCACGCGGCGGUCCGCACGUACCUGCCCGGCGUGCAGCGCGACGGCCUCGCGCCGGACUACGCGGGCGUGCGCCCGAAGCUCGCCGGCCCGGACGCGCGCGCGUUCCAGGACUUUGAGGUGCUGUGGCACAGCAGCCGCGCGCUCGGGCAGCAGCGCGUGUGGCAGCGCGCGCUGCCCGCGUCCGACGCGCCGAGCGGCGUGCUGGUCUCGCUGCUGGGCAUCGAGAGCCCCGGCGUCACGUCCGCACUCGCGCUCGCGGAGCACGUCGUCGACGGCCUCGCCGCGCGCGUGUGGGGCGCCGCGGACCCGCGCGGCCGCGCGCGGCGGUACGUCGACGGCGUCGGCCCGGCGGGGCUCGAUGCGUGGGCCUAG
Molecule: messenger RNA, 1503 nt
Organism: Malassezia sympodialis ATCC 42132
Lineage: Eukaryota; Fungi; Basidiomycota; Malasseziomycetes; Malasseziales; Malasseziaceae
Product: NAD(P)/FAD-dependent oxidoreductase
Molecular function (GO): (S)-2-hydroxyglutarate dehydrogenase activity
Source: RefSeq, a predicted model, not a curated record